GGAAGCUGGCUUUGGAAUAAGUCUUUUCAUGCCAGGCUUCUGACUUGAAUUUUUUCUAGAAUUUUUUGAAAAGCAAGAUACCUUGUUUUCUUUUGUCCAUGGAAUUCCCAUUUUUUCAUGGAAAGAUAACAAGAAGAACCUGUGAAGAGCUGCUGAGCAAGAAGAAAAAGAAUGGCAGCUAUUUAAUACGGGAGAGUGAGAGUGUGGAAGGAGCCUUGUGUCUCUGUGUUUUCUUUGAGGACAUCAUCUACACUUACCGUAUCUUCAGGGAACCCCAAGGAUAUCUUAGAAUACAGACUUCUGAAGGUGUUCCAGAGAGGACCUUCAAAACAUUAAAGGACUUAAUAUACGCUUUUGAAAAGCCAGAUCAAGGACUGAUAACAAACCUCCGCUACCCAGUGAAGAAACCGAAUGCCUUGCAAAGAAGCCAGAAGUUCAAGUCAGGAAUGGACAGCACUUAUGAUGAAGCUGAUGACGGCGGUGAUUACAUCACUGUCUUACCCUGA
Poecile atricapillus (Black-capped chickadee) is the source of this 506-nucleotide messenger RNA. It is a transcript of the gene SH2D1B, whose product is annotated as SH2 domain containing 1B. The transcript has 4 exons. The record is from RefSeq and is a predicted model, not a curated record. NCBI's taxonomy places the organism in Eukaryota, Metazoa, Chordata, Aves, Passeriformes, Paridae. Bases 99 to 506 code for a protein of 135 amino acids.